Messenger RNA from Etheostoma spectabile (orangethroat darter), 4135 nucleotides. It is a transcript of the gene gnpat, whose product is annotated as glyceronephosphate O-acyltransferase. Gene Ontology annotation, cellular component: mitochondrial membrane; peroxisomal membrane. Gene Ontology annotation, biological process: phospholipid biosynthetic process; ether lipid biosynthetic process; fatty acid metabolic process. Lineage: Eukaryota; Metazoa; Chordata; Actinopteri; Perciformes; Percidae. The record is from RefSeq and is a predicted model, not a curated record. Gene Ontology annotation, molecular function: glycerone-phosphate O-acyltransferase activity; glycerol-3-phosphate O-acyltransferase activity.
CGGAAAUGCCACGGAUGUGCCAGUUUCACGGUUUUCACGCCCAUGUGAAGUUGUACAAGUGCUGUUAUCGACCACAAGUAUUACACCAAGAGAGACAGGGACCAGACAGACAUCUCUGCACGUACAACUUCCCCGGAUGCAGCGACUGAGUGUGUGUAAAGUGUGAUAAAGUAUGGCAGUCAACGCGUUUUAUUCGCACAGAGACCCCAUGCUGAAGAAGAGAGAUGACUUUGAGGACAUGUUGGAGGACAGGAGGAACUCCAGCGACCUGAAGUACGCCCUCAGGUGUUACACCCCGGUUCUUUACAGAGGCGUGACGCCCUGCACACCCAGCACGCUGAAGAGCACGGUGCUCCAGUCCGAUCAGCUGCGUUACGUCAUCCAUCAGGUUUCCAAAGAGACGGGCAAGGCGACUGACGAUGUCAAGGACGAGGCGUCGGCCAUCUUGGAGGAGAUGGCUCAGUGUCUGCAGCUCAGCACGGUUCGCUUCUUCGCCUUCGCCCUCAGCAAGGCCUUCAAGACCUUGUUCAGGAGCAUCUGCGUCAACGAAGACGGCAUCCAGAGGAAUGGAUUUGCACCAGUUGAAUUUUUCCUAGAGGGGACCAGAAGCCGAACGUCUAAGUCUUUGACCCCAAAGUUAGGUUUGCUGAAUAUAGUCAUGGAUCCGUUCCUUAAAGGGGAGGUGUUUGACGUCAACGUGGUCCCAGUCAGCAUCAGCUAUGAGAGGGUCCUGGAGGAGACGCUGUAUGCCAGAGAGCUGCUGGGGAUUCCCAAACCCAAAGAAUCCACCUCAGGUCUGUUCAAAGCCAGGAAGAUCCUCAGUGAGGACUACGGCAGUAUCCACGUGUACUUUGGUCAGCCUGUGUCUGUCAGAAGUUUAGCCCAGGGCAGAGUUAACCGCUGCCAGUUCAACCUGCUACCAAGACACAUACCCAGGAGGCCCGGCGACGACAUCUCCAGCUUUGUGAAUGACUCGGCCUACAGGCUGGUGCGGGCCCAGGAGGAGAACAUGGUCCUGAAGCCGUGGGUCCUCGUGGUCUCGCUGCUGCUCCAGUACCACCACCAACACCAGGCGGGGGGGCAGAACCAGGGGACAGCACUGAGCGAGCUGACUGCACACGCCGUGUGGCUCAGGGACCUCUCCCGGCAGUACGGCGCCUUCCUCCACUGGCCCGACCACGAUCCUCCAUCAGAGGUGGUUUCCUCUAGUCUUACCCUGCAUCGAGGUCUAGUGAGGAUUUGUGGGGACAACGUCCAGCUGGCAGUGGAACAAGCAGGAGGACCAGCGGGACCAGGGCCUCACAGCUGCCCCGCCCCAGAGGAGGAGCUCUUGAGCCAGGCAGUCGUCAUACUGUCCUGCGCCUCCUACAGGAACCAGGCGCUGCACGUCUUCGUCCGCCCGGCGCUGCUGGCCCUAGCCAUCCACUCUGCCUCCUCCAACCAGAAACAGGAGGUCUUCAACAGUUUCAGCUUCUUAAGAAACAUGUUCUCCAAUGAGUUCAUCCUCUGUCCUGGAGCUACAGUGCAGGACUUCGAGGAGGCCUGUUACCUGCUGGUGAAGACCGGAGCUCUGCAGCUUACCCAGCAGGUGGUCCUGGUGACUGAACGAGGACUCAGGACUCUGGCCUUCCUCUCCAGUAUGUUGGAUCCCUUCUUACAAGGAUACCAGGUGGUGUGCCGGUUCCUGUGUGAAGAAGCCACUGAGACUCUGACGAGAAAAACAGUUGUUCCCGCGGUCCGGAAGUUCAUCAAAAAACAUCUUCUAGCAGGGAGACUGAGAUACAUGGAGGUGUUGUCCUCUGACCUCCAGAAGAACGCCCUGGCAGCGUUGCUAAGACUCGGAGCUGUACGCAAAAUGAAAGGCGUGGAGCAGGAGGUGCUGAAGGUCAGCAGGGUGAUGGUGAGCUCCUUGGAGGACACACUGGGAGGAAAGCUCCCCACUCAGAAGGCGGCCGUCGCUCGCCUCUAACGCCCCGACCCACGAGCCAGGCGGGGACCGAGGAGGGUCGAGAACCUGUCACGUGACGCGGCGACGUCUCCGCUCUUCGUCCGACGGCGGCUCGGCCGAAGCGCUCCGAUGAGAGAUGGACCAAAACAAAAGACUCGCCGUCGCCGGUGACAGCUCAAUUUAUUUUCUGUAAUUUCACUAUGUUCUCCUCACGUCUUUUUUCAAUAAGCCUUCUCUCUCUCUCUCUCUCUCUCACAUCUCUCUAUUGAGAACCUUUUCUAUGUGCUGAUAAAGCCAGGUGAUGAGCGAGGCCUUCACAGCUCUCUGCCUCGUUCUCCACCGCUGACCUUUGGCUGUGAGCAGCCUUGUGAAAGCUUCUGAAUAGUGGCCGUUCUCCAUUAAUGCAUUUAAUGUGUGUUCUCCACCACUCCUCAUGGCAGAUCUUUGUGUUUCUCAGUCUCAUGUCUUUCUAUUUAUAAGCUGCUAAUAUUGUGUCUUUUUUUUUUUUUUGGAGCACUUUAAUGAAUUUAUUCAUGCUCAUGUGGUGUGGACCCUUAUCUUAACACUCUUCUAACACAUGGUUUUCUCUUUUUUUAUUUUUUGUGUGAAACAAAAAGUUCCUAAAACUGGUGAAUAACAAGAUUUGGGUGGUGACAUAUUUUAGCUUUUGGUCAAAAAGUGUGUGCAUUUUUCUUUUCUUUUCUUUUUUGCACGAAAGAGUUUUAUAUAUUCAAGUUAAACUUGCCACAGGCCCACUACAACCCACUAUCUACUUCAAGAACAGCUUCCACCCGGGGUCGUUGUUGGAUUUAAACCCCCCCCGGCCUUUUGCUGACUCUCCAAGCUUCAUUCAUCUUUGUUUACACUGGAGAUAUUGCUACAGGUCUAAUGUUAGUUGCCAAUACCGUUGCCGGUAGUUCUACUGAAGCACUGCCAGCUACGCCAAAGGAACAAGUUUGAAGUUUUUGUUCACUGUUGGAGAUCAUUUACAUAUUUUCUCAUGUUCUCCAGUCUGGCAAAGUUAGUGAAGUUGCUUUAAAGUUACUGAUUUAAAUUUAGGGAAUAUAUUAAAGUGUAUCUAUAUUUGCAGUGAAUUACUUGAUGUCAUUUUGUUACGAGGGAAAGCCAAAUAAAGGAGAAUGGGAGCUGUAACUCAGAGGAUUAACAGGUCAGGACGUCACGUACAAGGAGCUUUAAAGUAUCAUGUUUUUCUUACAGACUUGUUGACCUACUUAGCUGUUCAGAUGGGUGUAGUUUUGGUUAAAUUUCCCAAAUUAGAUUAAUUUAAAUUUCCUUAAUUUGAAGCUAUUAUGUGGUUGUUAAACAGCAAUGUUACCCUGAAAUCCUAGGGCUGUUAGCAUGGUGGGGCGUUACAGAAACAAGCAGAGCUGCUUUUAAAGGCAGGAAAAAACACUUAAAAACCAAUCUCAUUAGUCGAGUUAAACGUCGUGGUAGAGCCAAACAGCCACAGGUACUCCCAACACUUCUCUCGCAUUUAGACUGCACGGAAAUGGUUCAAAUUCUGGUUCCUGGGCCAUGAUUCAAGGAACAAUGAACAGGUCUCAUUGGAAUAAAGGGACAUUAUCGAUUGUUUUCAGAUGCUCUAUCAAUUAACGUCUUUCUAGCCUAUAUUAAGUUGAUUAUCUUCCAUUUUGAAACCAGCCAAACGCUCCAAUAAAACCUCACACACACUGCGUGUCAGCCAAUAGAAGUUGGUAUUUGAGAGGAUACACCUUUCCAGUAUUUGUAUGUGGUGCUAAAGUUUGUAAAGAUCUGAAGAAACUGUUGAAUACCCUGAACUUAAAAAGGUUGAACACACACACACACACACACACACACACACACACACACACACACACACACACACACACACACACACACACACACCCCUUCAGGACAACGUUGAUUAAUCUGUUUCACCAAUCAUUUCAUCAGAGCAUACACAACCUUUUGUUACCAGGUGUUCAGGUAUUCAGUCUUUCAAGUAUACAGUGUGUGUAUUUGUGGUUUUCCAAUAGCAGCUUUUAUACAGUAUGUCUAAAUAUUUGACUCGUGUGUGCGUGUGUACAUAUGUGUGUGUGUGUACUUAUACGUUUAAGUGUGUAUGUGUUGGUUGAGGCCUUUUAUUACUGACUGUACAGACUUAUGAAAUACAAAAGCAUGUUAAUAAAGUGUUUUUGAAAUACA